CUCGCCACUGACGUUCCCUUCUCGCAGCAUGUCUGCUCCCCCGUCCGAUGACGGUGACUCCCGGACCGCCGCCGUUGGACAGUUGAAUGGCUCCUCCGUUCGCUCCUCCAGACAAAGCUCCCACGACCCGAACCCGAACCCUCGCAAGCGGCAACGACGCAAUGGCGCCGCGGACGAUCGCAAGGUCCAGGAUUUUGUGCCGCAGGGGGCGACCUUCAGCGCCAACUCGCUGGAAGUAGAUCCCGACGACGAGACGUCUUCCUCCGGCUCCGACAGCGAGUCUGUGGGCACCAGUUCAUCCGAAGAGGAAGGUGAUGCGGCAGACAAGCCGCAGUCCGCCGCCGCCGCCGGCGCAGCAGCAGCACCACCCGUCAGUUGGAACAAGGGCAGCAAAAGUGCGAUUCGGACGUCACUUCGCGGGAGUCGCAAUGCGACCGAAGAGAACCAGAAGCCGGCUGCUUCGAAGUUCGACGCGGUCAAUGACAAGUUCUGGCGCAGUCGGAGCGCGUCGACUUCCUCGGCCAGUGACCGCGGCCACGCCGCACCGAACAAGUCCGAUCGCGACGAUGAGAUGGAGGAGGGCGAGGUAGACGAGGCGGAGAGCUCUGCGGAAUCGAGCCACAUGCAGGGAUCGGUGGACUCGGAUGAUUCGGACUCGUUGGACUCGGAGGCGGACGACUCGAUCUUGCUGAACAUCGGCGAGCGGGGUCCCGGCCAGAACCUUGGUCAAACUCAGGAUGGCAUUCUGACCCCCGACGGCGACGAUGAGUACGAGCCGGUCACAAAUGGGUACAAACGUCGCGGCGCACAAGACGAUCUCAUCGACUCCCCGAAGAUGUCGAAGGAAGAUGCACACCGCCGAUACUCCCAGAGGUACCCGACAGCUCCCUCCGUCCUCGCCGAUCUUCACCGGGAGGACAUGGACUUCCAGGCGAAGUACAGGUUCUACGACCGUGACAUCAAUGCCAUUGAUCUCCAGCUCCCGAUCGCCUGUACGGAGUGUUUACAAGAGGGCCACCUGGCUGAAGUCUGUCCUUCGAAGGAGUGCGUCCAUUGCAAUGCCUGGAACGAACACCAAAGCAGCCUAUGCCCCACGUGGCGCCGCUGCCAACGCUGUCGCGAGCGCGGCCACGACGACGACACCUGCCCCUCCGCCCUGAAAGGCUCCGCCUCUGAGACCCCAUGCGACCUGUGCGGCUCGUCCGACCACCUCGAACUCGACUGCGACAUGAUGUGGAAGCUCAGCAACCAGAACGACCCAACGUCCGGCCCCGUCCUCGUCUCGAUCUCCUGCGCCAAGUGCUGCAGCAACCGCCACCUCAUCGGCGAUUGCCCCUCUCUCAAGAAACCCCUCCUCUCAUCCACCUGGACCCUCCACGGCAUUGACCCGGGCAUGAUCACAAACACCAACUCGGUGGUUAGCAGCCGACGUGGCGGCGGCGGCGGCCCCCGAGGCGGCCAAGCGCCGGGCCCCCGCGGGAUGAAGAUCCGCGGUCGGGCCGACCAGCACCGCCCACCGUCCUCCGACAGCGACGACAUGAUGAGUCGGCUGCGUCAGCAGCCCGUCAACCGCGGUAACGACAACAACAGUAAUCGCGGACAUAUUCGGUUCGGAGCUGGCAUCGGCACGAACAACAGAAAUAUUGCGCCGCCGGGUGGUGGUGGUGGUGGCUAUCGACAGCGGUCUCUGUCGCCGAACGGCCGUCCGGGUCGUGGUGGUCGUGGCGGCGGCGGUGGUGGUGGAAGAGGCAGAGAUAGUUACCAACCCUCGUCCGGGGGUCGAAAUGCGAGACCGCCACCCGCGCCCUCGCGUCCGGCCAGAGGCGGCGGCGGAGGACGCGGUGGUGGUCGGGGUGGGAAGAGAGGAGGGGGAGGGUCCGGUGGAGAUGCGUACCGUCCGCCGCGGCGCUGGUAAGAAGGCCUGUGAUUGAUGCAGGAUGUGAAUGGUUGAUUGAGUUGACACGACUAAUACCCCCUCUACGAGUGGCUGCGGGGAUAGAUGCAUGUUUGCGUACUUUGUAAAAAAAAUACCCCGGGAUGAUUAUCUUUCUUUUAUCUGUUUGUCUUAGUAUCAAUUCCCCAGACGAAAAGGAGCCAGGGCAGGUCCUUUCUCGCAAAGCAUUAUGUACAGA
This is a messenger RNA of Aspergillus brunneoviolaceus CBS 621.78, 2132 nucleotides long. Its product is annotated as zinc knuckle domain protein. Lineage: Eukaryota; Fungi; Ascomycota; Eurotiomycetes; Eurotiales; Aspergillaceae. The transcript has 2 exons. The coding region runs from base 29 to 1915 and encodes 628 amino acids. The record is from RefSeq and is a predicted model, not a curated record. Gene Ontology annotation, molecular function: zinc ion binding; nucleic acid binding.